Mucor mucedo is the source of this 2070-nucleotide messenger RNA. Its product is annotated as RNA polymerase I-associated factor PAF67-domain-containing protein. Gene Ontology annotation, molecular function: protein binding; translation initiation factor activity. The transcript has 4 exons. The record is from RefSeq and is a predicted model, not a curated record. Lineage: Eukaryota; Fungi; Mucoromycota; Mucoromycetes; Mucorales; Mucoraceae. Gene Ontology annotation, biological process: translational initiation. Gene Ontology annotation, cellular component: cytoplasm; eukaryotic translation initiation factor 3 complex. Bases 22 to 1614 code for a protein of 530 amino acids.
UGUGAAUCCAUUAAAUUUAUAAUGUACCAAGAUACUUUUGAAGACGACGAUUUGAUCGCCGAGGUCGAGCUUGUUGCUCAAGCCCGUUAUUCUCAAAACAAUGAUGUUGAUGAUGGUUUUGAUACCGAAGUUGUUUCCAGCCAAACAACAACUGCUCAAAUUCCUGAUGGCGUCAGAAACUUCAUUCUUCAUUUCUACCGUAAUGUUAUCGAUAACAAUGUUUAUGAACUCCACAACAUUUUCGAUAGUUCUUUCAACAAAUUAACCGAAAAGUAUUAUCAAAAGCAAGCAUGGCCCGAGGCUGAAGUCAUUUCCCCUCUUGUCAAUGAUGAUCAAGUUUUCUUGACAUUGUAUCGCGAGCUUUAUUAUCGUCACAUCUAUGCUCAUUUAACCCCUACUUUAGACCAACGUUUCCAUUCUUACGAGAAUUAUUGUGAUCUUUUCAACUAUAUUUUGAACUCUGAAGGACCUGUUUCUUUAGAAUUGCCCAACCAAUGGCUUUGGGAUAUUAUUGACGAGUUUAUUUAUCAAUUCCAAUCUUUCUGUAACUUCCGUGAUCGCACCAAGAACAAGUCUGAUCAAGAAGCUGUUUUGAUGCAGGAAAAUUCCCAAAUCUGGAGUUGUUACAGUGUUUUAAACGUUCUUUACUCUUUCAUCCAAAAGUCUCGUAUCAAUGAACAAUUAUUAGUUAGUAAGAACGGUGGCGAUAUGAUGGAAGCUGCCGGUGAAUAUGGAUCUCGCCCUCUUUACAAGAUGUUGGGUUACUUUUCUAUCGUCGGUCUCGUUCGUGUCCACUGUUUGUUAGGUGAUUACGUUCUUGCCUUAAAGAUGAUGGAUAACAUUGUUUUGAACAAGAAGGCUAUGUUCGCUCGUGUCACUGCCUGUCAUGUUACCACUUACUACUAUGUUGGUUUCGCUUACAUGAUGCUCCGUAGAUAUGCUGAUGCCAUCAAGGCUUUCUCAACUGUUUUAUCUUUCAUCCAAAGAACUAAGCAAUACCACUCUCGCUCAUACCAAUUUGAUCAAAUUGCCAAGAAGGGUGACCAAAUGUACGCUCUUUUGGCUAUUUGUAUUGCUCUCUGUCCUACCAGAUUAGAUGAAAACAUCCAUUCUCAACUUCGUGAGAAGUACGGUGAACAACUCUUCAAGAUGCAAAAGGGUGAAGAAUCUCUUCCUGUCUAUGUUGAUUUAUUCCAAUUUGCCUGUCCUAAAUUCCUUUCCCCCAGUGGUAAGGGUGCUGACCCUCAUCAAAACCAACUCAAGGUUUUCAUGUCUGACAUCAAGAACCAAAUCAACCUUCCUACUCUUCGCUCAUUCAUGAAGCUCUAUACUUCUAUGGGUAUCGAAAAGUUGGCCAAGUUUUUGGAAAUCGACUCUGAAGAACUCACCACUCAAUUAUUAAUCUUCAAGCAAAAGUCUCGCCAAUACAAGUGGGUUAGCGGCAACCUUUUGGAAGGUGAAUAUUUACCCACCUCAGAUCUUGACUUCUGUUUGAAGCAAGAUGUUGUUCAUAUUGCUGAGUCCAAGGUCGGUCGUCGUUAUGGUGAUUGGUUCUUACGUAACAUCAACCGUUGUGAAGAUAUCUUGGCUAAUUUAGAACUUAGCAAGGCUUAAAUAGAUUUCCUCUGUUUUCAUAAUUUUCUCUCUCUCUCUCUCUCUCUUUUUUUUUUUACAUACAAUCUCGAUUAUUACACAACUAUUACUUUUUUUGUUGCCUUACUUUUCAAAUUACAGUUAAAAUUGGUCAACAUUAAAAAUAAAUUGACCAUUCCUUUAAACAAAUGUCAAUGCUGCACAUCCUAUGUAAUACAUAAUCUAAUUGUUGAUAGCAGGAAAUGAUUAUGGCUUCGAAAUGUUGCCGAAUGAGGAUACAUACACUCUGACAUUACAAAGGAAGUUAAGCCUUUUGUAAAUGGUGUAUUCAUGAAUUAUCAGCUACUUCAUCAUUAUAAGGUCUGUUUUUAACCGGAUGUUAAAUGUGGUACCAUAAAUCCUGCAUAAUAAUGUCUAAAAAAUUUGAAAACUAUCAUGUCUGUAAUAAUCCUGAUGAUCUAUCAUCUAAAGUUUAAA